AUGGAAAUUACUUCGGCAAGGGGUAGGGCGCUCGCAGCGCAAAAACCGGCCUUCCAGGACGUUUUGGGGGAUCUGUGGGAUGCGCAGUCCAAUCCCGAAGGUAUAGUCAAUCUCGGUCUGGCCGAGAAUACUCUCAUGCAUGCAGAGAUGAUGGAAUUUGUCAACAGCAAUGCCCAAUUUGACGCGCAUGUAUUAACCUACGGGGACGGGUUUAGUGGCUCACAUCGGCUUAAAAAUGCCAUCUGUCAAUUUUUGAACCGUUAUUUCAGCCCCCAAACCGCAUUGUAUCCGUGCGACAUUGCGGUCACGUCGGGUGUCAGCAACGCACUCGAGUGUUGUGCUUGGGCUUUAGCCGAUCCUGGUGACUACAUCCUCGUCGGACGCCCCUACUUCAACGCUUUCAAGACUAUAUUUGGAUCACGACCACAGAUCGGACUACUUGAAGUCGCCUUCGGCACAACCGACCCAUUCAGCAUCACCGCUAUCAACGAAUAUGAGCGGACUUAUGCAGAGGCGAAAAGGAAAGGCCUCCAAGUCAGGGCUUUACUGCUGUGCUCGCCACACAAUCCUCUUGGUUGCUGCUAUUCCGAAGAUGCCUUGAGGGAGUAUAUGAAGUUUUGUUCCAGAAACGGACUUCAUUUGAUCAGCGACGAAAUCUACGCGCAGUCUGUCUGGGAAAAUCCGCGCCUUCCUGAUGCGUCCACUUUCAAGUCGAUAUUAUCAUUCAAAAUAGAGGAAUUCAUGGAUCCAAGAAUGGUGCAUGUUGUUUGGGGGCUAAGCAAAGAUUAUGGUUCAACGGGCUUACGGAUCGGAUGUCUAAUCAGCAAAUACAACAGGAAGCUCCUCGACGCAGUAGAAGGCAUAUCUCUUUAUAAUUUCCCGUCCAGCGUUGCAGAUCGUAUCGCCUCAUCAUUACUUACAGAUGACAGGUUCUUGGAGGAAUACACCUCGACUAACAGGAGUCGGCUAGCAGAAAGCUAUCAAUUUGCGACAGGGUUUCUCCAGGCCCAUAAUAUUCCCUACGUGGAGUGCAAUGCGGCCUUUUUUAUAUGGUUGAACCUGGGCGCUCUGAUGAAAAGCCGAACAGCCACUGAUCAGGACAUCCUUGCUAGGCUUAGACAAGAAAAGGUAUACAUCGCGCCGGGAACUAUUUAUGCUGCAGAAGAAUCAGGGUGGUUUCGCAUGGUGUUUGCGCAUCCACCACACGUCUUGGAAGAAGGUCUCAGUAGGAUGAUUCGCGCUGUCCGGGAGGAUUGAC
Molecule: messenger RNA, 1258 nt
Organism: Aspergillus costaricaensis CBS 115574
Lineage: Eukaryota; Fungi; Ascomycota; Eurotiomycetes; Eurotiales; Aspergillaceae
Product: aspartate aminotransferase
Exons: 7
Coding region: 1-1257 (418 amino acids)
Biological process (GO): biosynthetic process; amino acid metabolic process
Molecular function (GO): transaminase activity; pyridoxal phosphate binding
Source: RefSeq, a predicted model, not a curated record